Messenger RNA from Nicotiana attenuata, 567 nucleotides. RefSeq lists its product as uncharacterized. The record is from RefSeq and is a predicted model, not a curated record. Lineage: Eukaryota; Viridiplantae; Streptophyta; Magnoliopsida; Solanales; Solanaceae. The transcript has 3 exons. Bases 1 to 567 code for a protein of 188 amino acids.
AUGAUAUUCCUGCGGCAGCUCGUGACUCUGAUGAACAGCUUUUUUCUCGUGGGUUUUAAUGACAUAGUUCAAUCGUCACCGAAGAUCAAUCUUAUUGGUACAGAGAAGAUGAAGAGGGUUUCUCAUACGGAGAAGUUAAUGCAUGAUUAUCAAAUUGAAGCAGACAAUUGGAAAGAACAGUAUGAAAGUCUUCAGCUUGAUAUGGAAAUGUUAGAAGAAAGCAAGUGUACCUUAGAGAACCAGUUGAAGGCUGCCAAGGAUAAAAAUCUCCUUGAGACAUCAUUUUCUGAGCAACUCUCCAAAGCCAGCGAAGAGUUUAGAGGAUUGAAGGCCUUGCUGAACAAAAAAGAAGUUUAUGCAGGUGAACUUGUUCAAAUACUCAUCCAGACCCAAGAAGAUCUUCGUGUGUCUUUUGAUAAGGUCAGAUUUUUAGAAAGUUCACUUGCCCUUUUGCGAUCUUCUUAUGAUGCUGCUUUAGCCGAGAAGGAAGAGCUCAAGAAUGAGAUUGACCAAUGGGAAAGAGAUUAUGAGGCUCUUGAGGACAAAACUGCUACUGAAUUGAGUUGA